AUGGCUUCCACUAUCGAUUUUCGCCACCUCGAUGAAGGCUUCGGCGGCAAAACCUACAAGCGCAAACGCGAACAAGCUCAAGCAGUAGAGGACGCAAAGAUGGAAGAAAUCCACGCCAUGGAGAUGGAGACCGACGAAACCGCCCCUCCUCCGGCAAAGAGAUCUGCGCUUCCAUCGGAAUCAGAUCCCAACAAACCGUCAUUUUCGUCGUUUUCGUUUGGUAAACCUACGUACGACGGAGUGAUUGCCGGGAGAGUCUCUGGAAGAAACUGGAAGCAGGUGCGGCAGAGGCGGUCGUCGGCGAUGCAGGUUAGCAAGAAGGGAACGACGUUUGAGGAGAGGGCGAGAGCGAAGAGUAUUAAAAUGGCGUUUAGGGAGAGGAUGACGGAGUUGAAAGAAGAGAUAAGGUUGAAUAAGGUUGAGAAAAGGAAGAAGAAGGAAGAGAGGGAGAAGAAGAAGAAAGAGAAUAUUCUUAGAACUGGGACUAAGCUUCAGAAGAUUACGAACCCUAAAACUUUGAAGAGGAUUGCGAAGUCGAAGCAGAGGAAACAGCUUAGGAUGGUUCCUGAUGAUUCAUUCAAGUAA
This is a messenger RNA of Lathyrus sativus (Indian pea), 585 nucleotides long. NCBI's taxonomy places the organism in Eukaryota, Viridiplantae, Streptophyta, Magnoliopsida, Fabales, Fabaceae. The record is from the annotation of a GenBank genome assembly.